Hyaloscypha bicolor E is the source of this 358-nucleotide messenger RNA. RefSeq lists its product as uncharacterized. The record is from RefSeq and is a predicted model, not a curated record. Lineage: Eukaryota; Fungi; Ascomycota; Leotiomycetes; Helotiales; Hyaloscyphaceae. The coding region runs from base 29 to 358 and encodes 109 amino acids. The transcript has 2 exons.
CGAUUGUCGACUUGGAAGACAUGCCAAUAUGGAAAUGACCGACUUUAACUGGUUGAACGGCAAUUGGGCUUCAGAUCUCGAUUUUUUGACUUCUGAUAGCCCCAGAGCCGGCACAGUUGCCGAACCAGCCAGCCAAGCCGGCGAACGAGUCGACCAAACAGGUUCCGAACAUGCAUUACCACUUCUCCGACUAAGUGGUUGGGAAGCAGACAAGCAAUAUGAUAAGAAUAACCCUAUCUCCCAGCGUGAAAAUAUUAGAGCUAGGAAUGUUUAUUCGAAUAUAGAUCCCGAUCUUGUCCUAGCUCCGAGCGAUUUUUGGAAGAUUAAAUUCAAGGCACGACUUAAAAGCCUUUUAUAA